UUUGUUUUGAUUUGAUAGUGAUAGUGAUUUUUGCGAUUGAUUGACGCGAAUGUUUUUCUUUGUUUUUGUUAAUUUAUUUAAGUUAUUAAAGAAGAAAUAUGCAUAAUUUGCCAAGAAGAAAAGUAGAUGUAAACAUAAGAAGUUUAUACAUAUUCAAUACAACCUAUGGUCUCAAGGAGGGUGAGGAAAAGGAGAAAAUUCUCUUUUAUCAUCCAAAAGAUAUUGAGCUGAAUACUAAAAUAUCAGAUAUUGGAUUGAGUCAAGCGUUUACUACAUUCACUGAUACCUUUACCGACGAAAGCGGAGGAUGUGAGGUAAUACACACCGAAAAAACUGUGCAGCUGUUAUAUCAGGCUGAGCCAAACUUUUGGCUUGUUCUGGUCCUAAAUGUGCCAAAAGAAAUGUUGGCCAAAGAUGGCAUUGAUUAUCCCGAAUACCAUGCGUAUGAAUUGCAUGAUGACAUCUAUCGCAGAGUAUUGAUUAUGGCCUAUGAGCGUUUUCGCAUGGAAGAGGGUACAUUUCAGAUGAUUUUACAAGAAAAUCCAGAGAAUGGCCGUGAAAUAUUAAUUGAGAAAUUGGAGGAGUUUUUCUUUAAGUAUAUAUCGUCCCUCAAAUUGCCUGUUGAUGACAUCUUUGGGUUUACACGAACAUUGCAGUAUUUACCUUUGGAUAAAUUUUUAUUUUUACGAGUUCAUAACUUUAUCGAAUCUUUAAAGUCAACAUAUCCAACCAUUAUGGACUCACUAUUCCUUUACAAGGACACUGUAGUAACGUGUGGUCGUUUUCAUUCCUCCCAACUAUACACGUUGCAUCAAUACGUGCUCGAACGUUUGAAAAUACAAAAUGGAGAAUGCUCAAAUCGAGAAACAAUGCACAGCGUGCACAAGUUAUAUAUCAAUAGUAAUGGCACAGUGGAACCCUAUCGCAUGGUUGCCUACCCCUCAACCCAGGUGACUUUGUGUCUGUUCUUUAAACACCAAUGCAACGAUAUAAGCCAACAAUAUCUAGAAGAUAUUGGCAGUGCACUCAGCACACAAAUCUAUGUUCUGGCACGUGACAUCGAAGAUUUCCUAGCCAAGCCAGGAAAUGGAAGUGUUAAAAAUCAACUCUUAGCCAAUACCGACAGCGAAUAUGGAGCAAUAAAAUACCUCUUUGUAAAUGAUCAAAGUCUCAAAAUGAUAACAAAUUUCGAUAACGAUAUGCAGCGCAAUGCAAACUUGGCUCAAAAUAUUCUCAAUGUUAUAGCCGAUUUAUUCACUCUGCCAGAGGAUCAAGAUCCUACAUCUGGCAUUCCCAACCAGGAGGAGGUGAUGGUGAAGUCAACCGAUGACUUUUGGGUGGUGAAGAGGCGAGGUAAUUGGCGCCAGCGUUUUGUGAUUGUCUUCAGUACAAAGCCCACACUUCUAGACAUGACUAAAGAAGCCGAACGCAUAUUUGAUCAAGACAUUAAAGAUGGUGUAUUCUCUGACAAAUAAACAAUAUAAUUAAAUAAAUGAAGGGCGUUUUCCAAUUAAAUCUA
Molecule: messenger RNA, 1519 nt
Organism: Stomoxys calcitrans (stable fly)
Lineage: Eukaryota; Metazoa; Arthropoda; Insecta; Diptera; Muscidae
Gene: Ccz1
Product: vacuolar fusion protein CCZ1 homolog
Exons: 6
Coding region: 99-1475 (458 amino acids)
Biological process (GO): vesicle-mediated transport
Cellular component (GO): Mon1-Ccz1 complex; intracellular membrane-bounded organelle
Source: RefSeq, a predicted model, not a curated record